Molecule: messenger RNA, 555 nt
Organism: Drosophila novamexicana
Lineage: Eukaryota; Metazoa; Arthropoda; Insecta; Diptera; Drosophilidae
Product: peptidoglycan-recognition protein SC2-like
Exons: 1
Coding region: 1-555 (184 amino acids)
Biological process (GO): peptidoglycan catabolic process; innate immune response
Molecular function (GO): zinc ion binding; peptidoglycan binding; N-acetylmuramoyl-L-alanine amidase activity
Source: RefSeq, a predicted model, not a curated record
AUGGCUAAUAAGGCUAUUAUCCUUCUGGCUGUGCUCCUUUGCGCCCAGGCCGUCUUUGGAGUUGCUGUCGUCUCCAAAUCGGCAUGGGGCGGCCGCGCGCCCAGGAGCAAGACCACUUUGGGCAACAAUUUAAGCUACGCCGUUAUUCAUCACACCGCAGGAAAUUACUGCAGCACCAGGGCUGCCUGUGCACAGGAGCUGCGCAACAUCCAGAGCUACCAUAUGGACAGCCUGGGCUGGCCCGAUAUUGGCUAUAACUUCCUGAUCGGUGGCGAUGGCGCUGUAUACGAGGGCCGUGGCUGGAACGUUGUCGGUGCACAUGCAACCAACUGGAACUCCAAGUCCAUUGGCAUCUCCUUCCUGGGCAACUAUAACUACAACACUGCCACAUCGGCAAUGAUCAACGCUGCCAAGGGUAUUUUGGCUGAUGCUGUAUCCCGUGGCCAAAUUGUGUCUGGCUACAUUCUCUAUGGCCACCGUCAGGUGAGCGCCACUGAAUGCCCCGGCACAACCCUGUGGAACGAGAUCCGCACCUGGUCCAACUGGAGGGCUUAA